AUGCUUGACCAAACCCUCCUCCGGCGGGUGAGUUCCAAAUACCGCGCGUUCGUGAUAUCCGACAUCUCCAACGAACCCGACGACGCCGAAUCCCUCGUCCGAUUCCUCCUCUACGGGAAUGAAUUCGACAUCCAGGGCCUGGUCGCGUGUACAUCGACCUGGAUGCGCGAUAAAGUGCACCCAGAGGACAUGACGCGCAUUGUGGAGGCGUACGCUCAGGUUCUCGAUAAUUUAAACGCGCAUGUUCAUCCUGAUAACGCAUACCCGGAUGCCGAGUAUCUCAAGUCCGUUAUCAAGGGUGGUCCGGCGUGUUAUGGACGUGAGGCGCUGCGUGAGGGCGCUCCGCUAGCGGAGGGAACUGAGCUGCUGAUACAACGACUUGAGGCGUGCGAGGAGCCGCUUUGGGUGCUUUGCUGGGGAGGGACAAAUGUUAUUGCGCAGGCGCUGCAGGAGAUUGAUCGGACGAGGGCGAGUACAGCGGCAGUAUUGCGCUCGCGGCUGCGGGUCUAUACGAUCAGCGACCAGGAUGAUACGGGCAUGUGGAUUCGGGUGAAUUAUCCGGAUAUCUUCUAUAUUUGUUCUGUGCAUGGGUGGAAGGAGUAUGGGAUGGCUGCGUGGGUUGGUAUAUCCGGCGAUCUGCUCAUGCCGUUGGAUGAGGGCGGUCCGGACGUGACCAAGGUGAAGCUGGACUGGUUAAAGGAGCAUAUCCAGAUUGGCCCGCUGGGGAAAGAGUAUCCUGAUUAUUCGUUUAUCAUGGAGGGGGAUACACCAACGCUGCUGUAUCUGAUUCAGAACGGUCUCGGGUCACCGGAGAACCCGCACUGGGGGAGCUGGGGUGGUCGAUACGUCCUAGGUGACAUUGGGGGAGCAUCGAAGCAUUAUAUGGAUGCAAAGGAUACAGUGAUUGGGAAGAACGGGGCCAAGUUUACCACCAACCAGGCCACUAUCUGGCGGUGGAGAGAUGCCUUCCAGAACGACUUUGCGGCGCGCAUGCAGUGGACAUUGAGCAGCGAUCUGGCAAGGGCGAACCACGCUCCGGUAGUCGUUGUUAACAACAGCACAGCUGGCUCGGAGCCACUGCUGUUAGACGCUGAAGCCGGAACUGAAAUUACUUUCGAUGCGUCUAAAUCGUAUGACCCUGACGGCGACGAUCUCUUGUUCACCUGGUACCAGUACAAAGAACCAACGACAGCACAAUCGCACAUCCACUGGCAUGUCGUUCCAGGCGUCGAAUUCAGACCUGUCGCUGGAAAUACGACGGGAUCAGUGGUUAGGGUCACUCUACCACCACCAGAGGCCAGUGCAGUCAGCAUCCUCUCCGGCCGGGCACUCGAGAAAGGACAAGCGCUGCACUUCAUCCUCGAAGUCCGAGACAACGGUACACCUAGUCUGAUCACAUACAAACGGGUUGUAGUGCAAGUGACGAACCGCGACCUGCGGGGAGGGAAGGGCAAGGCGUUCGACACCAUUACAGAGGCACUGGGGCAUCCGACCAAAUAA
Molecule: messenger RNA, 1500 nt
Organism: Aspergillus puulaauensis
Lineage: Eukaryota; Fungi; Ascomycota; Eurotiomycetes; Eurotiales; Aspergillaceae
Exons: 1
Coding region: 1-1500 (499 amino acids)
Molecular function (GO): hydrolase activity, hydrolyzing N-glycosyl compounds
Source: RefSeq, a predicted model, not a curated record